Messenger RNA from Saccostrea cuccullata (small rock oyster), 2176 nucleotides. RefSeq lists its product as uncharacterized. Gene Ontology annotation, cellular component: plasma membrane. The coding region runs from base 755 to 1702 and encodes 315 amino acids. Lineage: Eukaryota; Metazoa; Mollusca; Bivalvia; Ostreida; Ostreidae. The transcript has 4 exons. The record is from RefSeq and is a predicted model, not a curated record.
GAGAAAACGCAAGCAAAUGAAACAAUCGGAUCGGCGACUACGUCACAACGCCCUGAGUUUUCUGAUUCAGUCUGAUUGUUUUGGAUGCCGAGAAUAAAAAAAAAAGAUAUAACAUCGCCGCGAACUGAAGCAUCUCCAACAAUUAUAGAAACGGCUAUCAAUUUAAUCGAAAAGACAGACACUAAGUCAAGAGACUUCUCAAGACGUACCAGUUUGUUUAAUUAAUUGUUUUCACGAAUUCGUGAACUUGAAAAAACCGAAAGUCGUGUGCAUUAAGAGUGAAAUGUGAAAACAAACUUAUUGACAUGAAAACAUUUGAAAGAAAAAAGCAAUACUGAUGAUAAUCGCACAGUUAGCUUAGAAAACAGACAGGGAAAAAUACGAGUUUCAUUUGGGUGACUUUUGUUUGACUUGUCAUGAUGUAAAUAUGGAAGACUAGAUUUUGCUGGAGAGAAAUUAAUUAUGUUUCGCUCAUUGUUGAUCGAUAGUAGGUAGGUAUUUGUUAAGUGAAAUAGGAUUGUUUUAUCGAAGAUCGAACUUUUUCACUCACACGUUCUAAGAAAGGAUUGGUGUUAGUGGAACAAAGUUUUCCCGGCCGUUUUGAUGUGAUUUUACUGGAUAGAAGACCCAUUCCUUGAUUAUGACCGGCCGUUUGGUAUGAUCCAACUGGAUAUAAGACCCUGUUCUUUAGCUAUGACCGCCAUUUGAUGUGAUCGUACUGGAUAUAAGACCCCUUCUUUAGCGAUGACCGGGUAUGCAGAUAUGUAACUAUAGCAGCUUGAUUUUUGCUGGAAAUGUCACCGUGUUAUUAAUCGUGUCCAUGACAACAGAUUAUUGGGAGUACAGAAGUUUUAACCAAACCAUGCUAAAAGAAACGCUGCAUAAAGCAAAUCAAACAGAAUUUGAUCAGCCUGUGGAUACGAAUUCGUAUAUGUCCCUAUGGUACAAGAGAAAAAUGCUUCCCAUAUUACGAGACUCUGUCAAAAAAGAGAUAUUAUAUCAACCCCCAGUUUUAGUGGAGAAUUUUUUCAGUGUUACAAAGAACAUAUCAGACUCCAACAAAGAAAAAUCGGCGGACAUUCAUUCCAACAUGCUCGCUGGUUUAGUGGUGUUAUUUGAACAGUACGGAAACCUUUUCCGCGAUUGUGAUGCCCUAGAAGAGGGUGUCAGACAGCGGCUGUACUUGGUACAGAAGAGGGUAGAUAGGUGCGAGUACCUCAGUGGGAGGGAGAUCGAGGCGGCUAGUGACGUCACAGAACUCAUUGUUGUAAAACAUUUGGAGCGUGCGGCCUGCGCAUUUGCUCUGUUAUGCAUGGUGUCUAUGGUAGCCGGCCUGAUCACGGGUGCUUAUGGGCUGUUUGGUCACCAUACAAGAGUUCUUGUUUGGGCAUCAUGUUGCUCGUUAAUAUCUGGUAUGUUACUUACUCUCGCGAUAGCACUUUUCCAUGGAAAAUGUUAUAUUUUACGACGAACAGAACUAUUACAUGGAUAUCGCAUCCCCCACAAGAAAAUAAUCAACGAAUCACGAACGUACAGCUUUGGUUGGUCCUUUUAUUUGGCCUGGAUUUGUGUGUUCCUGUGUUUUACUUCUUCCUAUGUAUGGCUUUACAAAGCACAGGACCCAAAACAGACAAAACUGCCCGGGGUUAACUAUAUUCGACACAGGUAUAGAAGAGGGAAAUACUCUUAUUUCGAGGAUUAACUCAAAAAACGUUAUUUAGAGAAGUAGAAGUUUUUUAAUGCUCUUUUACAUAAUGAUGUAAAUUUAUAUUCACAUAGUGUAGUUUGUAGAAAAGUCUAUAUUUUACUCUAUUUUACAUAAGACAAUCAUAAGCCUUUACACCUUUAUUUUAUCAUGCAAUAAAUCAAAUAUACAUGUAUUAACACAAUGACAAAACAAAAUGACCAGUUUUAGAUUUAAAUAUAUCGUAUGCAUGAUCUACAUUAGUCCAAAAUCUAAAACAAAAUCCUUAAAUAUGCAUGAUUUAAGUGUCAGUCUUUCAGUGAGUCUAAUGCGUUUCAGCGAAACCUCUGAGGCAAAGUUCUCUAUAAUUACACUUAAAUGAAUAUAACAAUGUCCGAAAAAACAUUACCUUCAAUUUCAAUUGUUACCGAUUGUAAACAUUUAAAGCAGACGUUAUAAAGCAAUCCGAAUUUUACACUCAGUUGACUUCCU